AUGUUCGUUUCUACUCUCAUUCUCUCGCUCAUCGCCUCGGUCGCGGCCGACUGCGCCACCAAGAACAACACUGGCGCCACCGCCCCCGGUUCCAAGGCCCAGUGCACUCUCCAAUUCGACGGCCGCAUCCCCAAGGCUUUCACCGCCGCCGACUUCGAUGGAAAGACCAGCCCUUUCAACACUGCCAACGUCUUUGGCAAGGGCCUGAAGUUCAGCGAGCUCAUCCAGCUCCCCCAGGGUGCCUCUUCCCUGUUCGACGUCAACUCCACCAAGCCGUUCGAGGUUACCAUCAACGACAAGUCCAUCUUCGCUCCCAGCGAGACCAACGUUCAGGUCGGCUUCCGCCGCGCUGAGAUGCUGCCCCUCAGCAACGACGGAAAGGAUGCUUCCACCCAGGGCGUCAAGACCCUCCACUUCAGCUUGAUGAAGGAUGCCCAGCGCCCCCUGAACCUGUCCCACGAGUACCAGCUUGUCUUCCUCGAGAGCGCCGACUUCAGCACCAACCAGGUCGUCCUCAAGACCGGUACCAUCCUCGGCCAGAACACCGCCGACCCCGACACCCUCCAGCUCUUCGGCAACGUCAACUCCAGCCCCGUCCCCGAGCUCUUCAAGACCAAGUUCACCGAGGGUGUCUUCCACAACUUCGCCGUCAAGCUCGACUUCACCAAGAACACCACUGAGGUCUUCUACUCCCAGGGCAACUCCGCUCUGAAGUCCCAGGGCACUGCUGUCACCAACAACAUUGCCGGCCAGGGUCAGUUCCACUUCGGUAUGCUCAAGAAGCCCGUCAACGGUGGCAGCGACAUCACCAAGAGCGGUGACCAGCCCGCCAACAUCAACGAGGGCAUCAUCUACGGCGGCAUCUUCCAGGAGGACAGCUCUACCGGCUGCAUCUCCCUGUCUCCUUAA
Messenger RNA from Colletotrichum siamense, 909 nucleotides. RefSeq lists its product as uncharacterized. NCBI's taxonomy places the organism in Eukaryota, Fungi, Ascomycota, Sordariomycetes, Glomerellales, Glomerellaceae. The record is from RefSeq and is a predicted model, not a curated record. Bases 1 to 909 code for a protein of 302 amino acids. The transcript has 2 exons.